GUAUUAAAAUGGCCAAAUGAGUCAACUCGGGUGAGUGCAGAUCUUGAGAACAACUCAGAAAUGGUCAUCGAAGGCUAUGAAAUUCUCAAAUCAACCCCUGACUUCCUUCCAAUUCAAGGUUCUUGAUGCCAGUUUCUCGUCCGGACGUUAAUGGUCCAAAAAACUUUCAAUCACAUCCCGAAACAAUUCUUAGAGGUUUGAUUGAACGAAAAUUCCCAUAGAAUUUUGAGUGGAUUCCGAGAUGGCGAAAGCCGAAAAUUCUAAGUCCACCGUACCGCCUUACGCCAAAAUUCACCCGUCAAACGAGUCUGAAGUCGAUCCCAAUUCAUAUUCGUUCGAGAAAUUCAGGCUCUACGAGACCAGAGCGAGAUUUUAUUUAGUUGGGAGUGAUAGGAACAAGAGAUAUUUCCGGGUGUUGAAGAUUGAUCGUUCUGAGCCAUCUGAUCUCAAUAUUAGUGAAGAUCCAGUGGUAUAUUCACCUCAGGAAAUCAAGAACUUACUUCAGCGAAUUGCUGAAGGUAAUCGAGCUACAGGAGGCUUAACCUUUGUGGCCAAGGUUUUUGGGAUAGCUGGUUGCAUUAAGUUUCUGGAGUCGUAUUACUUGAUUCUGGUGACAAAGCGACGUCAAAUUGGAUGCAUAUGUGGUCAUGCAAUAUAUGCUAUCGAUGAAAGUCAGUUGAUCACAAUUCCACAUGUUUCAAUUCAAACUGAUGUUGCACAUUCGAAAACUGAGUUAAGGUAUUUCCUUCCCUCGGAUUGGCUUGCCUAUGGUUGUUUAGUGUUUACAUUUUUUGCUUUCUUCUGA
Molecule: messenger RNA, 805 nt
Organism: Carica papaya (papaya)
Lineage: Eukaryota; Viridiplantae; Streptophyta; Magnoliopsida; Brassicales; Caricaceae
Source: RefSeq, a predicted model, not a curated record